Spinacia oleracea (spinach) is the source of this 2441-nucleotide messenger RNA. RefSeq lists its product as uncharacterized. NCBI's taxonomy places the organism in Eukaryota, Viridiplantae, Streptophyta, Magnoliopsida, Caryophyllales, Amaranthaceae. Bases 369 to 2081 code for a protein of 570 amino acids. The transcript has 3 exons. The record is from RefSeq and is a predicted model, not a curated record.
UUAGGGUAAAUGAAUAUAUAAUUUGUUCAGCCGUUAUAAUUUAUCCCCGUUCUCUGUCGUGAGUUUUGUUUGUCACCCAGCGAAGCAAUUCUUGAAUAGGGUCUACAUGAUCAUCAAUCAGUCGUAGGUUCUCAAAGAAACUACAUUGGAUCAUUUCAUCGUCUUCCUCUUCCCUGAUUGAUUACACCAUUAAACCAUAUUCGAUCAUUUCAUCAUCUUGCCAGCAUCUAUCAGUCUUACCGCAACUCUGAAAGCAGCACGCCAUUGUUAUUACGCAUUCGGUUUGCGAAGUAUUUGACGCAAAAUCAUUCCUAGAAAGCACAAAAGAAUAAAAGAAUAGGGGUGUUGAAGGUGGGAGGUUGGUAGAGAUGUCAGCGCCUUAUUCACCGUGUGCAGCGUGUAAGUUUCUAAGGAGAAAAUGCACUGAAGAAUGUGCGUUCGCGCCAUACUUUCCUCCUGAGCAUCCCCAUAGGUUCGCUGAUGUGCACAAGGUGUUCGGAGCCAGCAACGUGGCAAAGCUACUCAACGAGCUGGAAGUGACACAACGAGCGAAUGCUGCAAAUUCGUUAGUCUAUGAAGCCGAGGCGAGGCUGCAAGACCCGGUCUAUGGCUGUGUGGGCCUUAUAUCCCUUAUGCAGCAGCGGCUUAAGCAUAUACGGUCUGACCUUUAUGUUGCCAAGAAAGAAUUAUCCACUUACAUUGGGCCAUCUGCACUUAUGCCUAUGAUUCCGCAAGGUUAUGACAACAUGCAGCAACAGUCUAAUAUGGGGCCUAUGAUGGGUAUUCUUACAGGGGUUGCUGGAGGCCCAUCUUAUGCAGGCCCAUCUCAUGGGCUUGGUAUUCCUACAGAAGGCCCAUCUUAUGGGGUUGGUAUUCCUACAGGGGUUGCUGCAGGCCCAUCUCAUGGGGCUGGUGGCAGUGGUGGUGGACAGUUGGUGAUCAGAGAAGGGCAGCAACAGCAGCAGUUGAUUCAGGCUCAGCAGCUGGCGGCAUUGUCAGUGAGAGAUGAGCAGGAGAUGAUGAUGAGGAACUGGCAACAACAGCAACAUCAGUUGAUGAGGUUUAAUGAUAGAGGCGGUGGUGGAUAUGAGGGAGCGAUGGGUGUUGCUGGGUUUAAUCAAGUGGGGUCUGCAUCAGCUGCUACAGCCCCGUCUUUGGCACUUGGAUUGACCACGUUUGAUCCUAACGCAUACAAUCAGAUGGGGUCUGCAUCACCUUCUUUGGCUCUUGGAGCUACCACGUUUGAUCCUAACGCAUACAAUCAGAUGGAGUCUGCAUCACCGUCUUUGGCUCUUGGAGUUACCACGCUUGAUCCUAAUGCAUACAGUCAGAUGGAGUCUGCAUCACCAUCUUUGGCACUUGGAGUGACCACGUUUGAUCCUAAUGCGUACAAUCAGAUGGGGUCUGCAUCACCGUCUUUGGCUCUUGGAGUUACCACUUUUGAUCCUAACGUGUAUGAUCAGAUUCAACCACAGAAACAAUCGCAGCUAGAUGACUCAUUAGGGCAGCUGUUAUUUGUUGAGCAGCCAGGUACACCACAACAACACCACCACCAGGGACAUAUAAAACACAAACAUAAUCCUCAACAUCAAAACCUUGUUCAGCAUCAUCGUCUCCAACAUGAAGAUGAUCCUCAACAUCAGCACCUUGUUCAGCAUCAUUGUCACCAACAUGAAGAUGAUCCUCAACAUCAGCACCCUGUUCAGCAUCAUCGUCACCAACAUGAAGAUGAUCCUCAACAUCAAAACCUUGUUCAGCAUCAUCGUCUCCAACAUGAAGAUGAUCCUCAACAUCAGCACCUUGUUCAGCAUCAUCGUCCCCAACAUGAAGAUAAUCCUCUACAUCAGCACCUUCUUCGCCAUCAUUACCAACAUGAAGAUAAUCCUCAACAUCAGCACCUUGCUCACCAACAUGAUGAUAAUCCUCAACAUCAGCACCUUGCUCACCAUCAUCACCAACAUGAUGAUAAUCCUCAACAUCAACACCUUGUUCACCCUCAUCAUCAAUAUGAAGAUAAUCCACAGCCACAACUGCAACGACCUGGAAGCGAAGAGGAUAGGAGUGUUGGUCCAGCUUGUUAGAUAGUAGAGAUACCCAUUUUUUGGAGUUGAUUUGGUUUUGUUUCACAAAAUUCAGUCUCAAGGGGGAUUGGAUGCAUAGGAUUAAAUGCGUGCAGUAGUAUAAUAUAGCAAUGGACAGUAGAAACAGAGGUGAAAAAAGAGAUCUUAGACAUUAGUCAUCUGAAUUUUUGUAAGGCUUUUGUGUGUGUGUUUUUUUUGUUGUUUUAGUUUUGUAAAUUUGAUUAGCAUGUUUCGGAGAGAGACGAGCUUUCUUCAAUUCAAGGAAUGUAUAAAUAUUGAGUAGAGUUAUCGAUCUCUUUCCCUUUCUGUUUCUGUUUCUCUGGUGAAAUUAUAAUAUGAUAAACUUACAUGUUCGAUUUA